Molecule: messenger RNA, 675 nt
Organism: Penicillium nucicola
Lineage: Eukaryota; Fungi; Ascomycota; Eurotiomycetes; Eurotiales; Aspergillaceae
Exons: 2
Coding region: 1-675 (224 amino acids)
Source: RefSeq, a predicted model, not a curated record
AUGAGCGAUGUCGAUUCCUUUUUCGAUUUAGAACUGAAUACAUUGAGCAUCAACCGCAAGUUGUUGCACCGGCAAUCUUCGUGCAGAGAUUCCUGCGAUGUGGCAGCACAGGACGCUGUGGUCUUUUGCGAUCAUAUCUUUGAGAAUGUCCUGAGUUCGUUAUCAACGGCGGUCUUCUCGAUCGCGCCUGUCUCUUCCCGCAGCAAAAUUAAAACGGUAUGGUACGUCAAGCACAUGCUUCGGUUGAUGCCACAGAGAGUUGUUCUGAAGCAGUCUAUACCGAGAACGUUGGUCGCUACCUGGGAAGACAACAAGAUAGAACUAUCUCGAAAUUAUGGCCGACAAGUGACAUAUCACGUGGUUCUUCACGAGGAAAAGUGCAUGGACUUGCGCUCAGAGCUUGUACAUGGAAACCGAGGUGGACACGCUCCUUGUGGCUACGCUCAGCGGCUCAUAGGCCAAGGCAGUAAAUGGUGGAGUUCACUCACUUGGAUUGUUCGUCACAAUACUUUCCUAUGGUCGCUGAGAACACAGUAUCAGCCAUCUACGGGCUUCCUCAAGCCAGUCCUUCCUGCGGGAGAGAAUCCGAAUGAUGUGGCCGCAUUACCCGUUGUUUGGAUGGAAGGGCUGACCAACUCGUCUAACAAGCGGCAGAAGCGAAAUUGGACACAUUAG